Molecule: messenger RNA, 537 nt
Organism: Lachancea sp. 'fantastica'
Lineage: Eukaryota; Fungi; Ascomycota; Saccharomycetes; Saccharomycetales; Saccharomycetaceae
Source: the annotation of a GenBank genome assembly
AUGAGCUGUGGAAAAGUAGUCUGCAAGGCAGAGAAUCACAAUAGCAAGAGCAUGCUGGAGACUAUAGGAGGUGUUGACACCACGGGUUACAAGAAGUGCAAAGACCUUGGGUCUUUUGAGGCUUCUGGAAAGGAGGUCUGGCUGAUAAGAGCACCUCGCGGACUGGAUAUCAGCGAGAUCAAGUCCCUGCCCGUGGACUUCACAGGUGAAAGCCAUGCAACCUUCGAAAGCAAAGGUCUAAAUUUCGAGGUUCGCGAGGAUUUACACGACACUGGCUCUGGUUUGUCGGUGCUUGUACCAGCUGAUAAAAAGACGCUGGUAAGCGGUGCGAAAGUUGACCGUCUAUUCACCAUCAGCGAGACAGUUGACAUCGCUCAAAAGGCCGAGAACGGGAAGCGUAAGGUUUCAGAGUCAAUCGAAGAGGCGGAGGCACCAGUAGAACGCAAAAAGCAUAAGAAGGACAAGAAGGAGAGCAAAGACAAGAAGGAGAAGAAGGAUAAGAAGGACAAGAAGGAUAAAAAGCACAAGCAUAAAUGA